Dreissena polymorpha is the source of this 1668-nucleotide messenger RNA. RefSeq names its product surfeit locus protein 2-like. The record is from RefSeq and is a predicted model, not a curated record. The transcript is spliced from 6 exons. The coding region runs from base 60 to 887 and encodes 275 amino acids. Lineage: Eukaryota; Metazoa; Mollusca; Bivalvia; Myida; Dreissenidae.
UUCAACAAACUAGUCGAUUAUGUAGUUUAUUUCGCUACACAGUCUAUAUUUACAAAAACAUGGAACCACGUGUAGAGCUGUCAAAAGAAAUUAUAUUACUUUUAAAUCGACUCCCAACUCUAAAAUACAACAGAAACGAAAAUAAGGUUCAAUGCUGUCUUUCCGGUCAUGAGAUGCCAUGCAAAUUGGACAUAAUUAAUAGUUAUGUUAAUGGAAAGAAGUUUCAGAAACUUCAAGAGAGGGAUGACCAACUGUUUGAAAAAUAUAAGCCACAUCUGGAACCCAGCACAAAGAAACACCAUGAGCACCAGUUAUUUUGCAAGCUCACUUUUCGUCAUGUGAACAAGACAGUCACCCACGUUGAUAGACAUGUGAAUGGCAAGAAAUACACGCGAGCUUUGGCAAGAUGGGAGGAAUGUCAGAGGAAUGGCACUGAGUUCAAACCACCGCGGGGCCGUAGGAAGGUUCAGGACCGGGAUCUUGGCAAGGGGAAGAACUCCGUGAAAGAUGCAGAUGACGAGGGUGACAUGAGUGAAACAGACAGCCUCAGUGACCUGCAUCCUGCGGGACAACCAACUGAUGAUGAGGAGGAUGAAGAUGAAGAAGAUGAGGAUGAAGAAGAUGAGGAUGAAGAAGAUAAGGAUGAAGAAGAUGAUGAAAACAAGGCCGUAGACAGCUCAUUAGAGGAUUCAGACUUUGAGUUUGAAGACUUAGGAAACACAGAAGAAAACAGUUUAAAAAUGAAAGCAGAUAACUCACAGACUGAUGGAAAGAACACUAAUACAAACUUGCAAGAGAAUGAUUCAGUGACAAAUAGUGGACCAAAACGAGUGAAGAAAGGUGACAACAAGAAAAACAAGUGGCACAAGAGACAGAAAAAAGCUUGAAUGGACAUAAUCAUACAAGAACCUGAUUCAAGUGCGUCAGGGAUAGUACAGAAUAUGCUGACGACCAUCAUGCUUCAGUGAUAUAACUGAGUAUGCCUAAGGCAUUAAUGCAUCAGUCAAUUUUAACUUGGUUAAUAUUGUUAAGUAUAAAGUUAAAAGUAACAUGCAAGGUGUCCCAAGACAAAGGAACCAUUUAGAUUUGAAUAGGAUUGCACUUUAAUGAAAUUCAAAAUUUAAGUAAAUGAAAUUGACCUGGUUUUAUGUUCAGGUUAUUGUUAACAUUCUCUGUCUUAGUUUUCCGUAAAAAAAGUCAAUUAUAGGCAUGAUAUAUUUCACAUUUAAAAAAAAUGCACAAAAGCAUAUACUUGCAUGUUGUAAAUGUAUUUAUUUUGCUAUAAUUAACAACAAAUGCUACAUGAAUAAUUUUAUAAAACUGCAAUAAGACACACAGUAAACAGUUGUACUAUAUACAAUGUUAAUGACCUCCUUGUAGAGGAACAUAAAACGUAUGCCUUAUGAGAUUGGUCCUUACAACACAUCAACAAAAUGUAUGCUGUACUCAAUCAAAAUAUAAAAAUAAGGCAGUUUAAAUGCCAUCAUAAUGUGGAUUUAAUUUCAAAUAGUAAGACGUAAAUGUACAUACGGAAGAGAAAUUGAGUUACUUUUUGCGCUUAGCAAGUAUUUAAAUAUUGUAUUUUUUGUCAUCAAUCGCUUUCUAUGACAAUUGAUAUACUACACACUGUCACUGUUUUAAAGGUUGGUUAUAAACUGGGUUCAUUAA